This is a messenger RNA of Diaporthe amygdali, 1020 nucleotides long. RefSeq names its product translation initiation factor. The transcript has a single exon. Gene Ontology annotation, cellular component: mitochondrion. Gene Ontology annotation, biological process: mitochondrial translational initiation; ribosome disassembly. Bases 1 to 1020 code for a protein of 339 amino acids. NCBI's taxonomy places the organism in Eukaryota, Fungi, Ascomycota, Sordariomycetes, Diaporthales, Diaporthaceae. The record is from RefSeq and is a predicted model, not a curated record. Gene Ontology annotation, molecular function: ribosome binding; translation initiation factor activity.
AUGCCGAGCUCCCAAUGCGUCUUCAACACGGCCACGGCCUUGCGGCGCGUCUUCAUACCAGCCAACCUCGGGACUUCAAGCACUCUACACCUCACAAGAAUAUUCGUGCCGGCGCUCCUCACACAAUCACAUCAAGCGCGAGCAUACUGGGCAGGCCGAGACUCGGGCACGAGCCAAACGCCGCCGAAACCCAGCCCCUCCAUCUUCGACCGCGACAGCCACGGCCACACGAGAUCCGCGAGCGGCAGCAGCUUCAACAUCCGCCGCGGGGCGCAACCGCGCCGGAGAAAGGAGGCGGACCCGGACGCGCCCGGCCCGCGCGUGGAGGUCAAGCUCGGCCGCAUGCCGCGCGACGACGAGAUACACUGGCCCUACGUGUAUGUCAAGCCGGCGGAGGGCUCCGGAGGGCUCGACUCCCCGCGACCGAUCAAGGAGGUCCUGGCGGGCCUGGACCGCAAGACGACCUUCCUGGAGGCGGUGGCCCUCCCGCGGGCCGGUGACAGGGAUGCGCCGCGGUGGCCUGUCUGCAGGAUCGUCAACAAGAAGGAGGAGCUGACCAGGCUCAAGGACCUCAAAGAGCGCAAGAAGAAGGGAAUUGUCAAGGAGAAGGAACUGGAGCUGAACUGGACGCUGGCGCCCCACGACCUGGAUCACAAGUUGAACACGAUGCAGAAGUUCCUAAGCAAAGGCUACAAGGUGGAGGUUGUGCUGCAGAAGAAGAGCCGUUCCAAGAGCAGGGCGACUGAAAAUGAUGCACAGGCGGUUAUUGAAAGGAUCGAGACGGCCGUCGGGGAGGUGAAGGGCGCUAAGGAGUGGAAGAAGAGAGAAGGCCAGGUGCUGGGCAGCUACAGGCUCUUCUUGCAGGGCAAAGCUCAGGAGGAGACCACCAGCGCCAGCUCUGGGGCGAAAGAGAAGUCUAAAUCUGCAAGCACUGGUAAAGCAGAAGAGACCACAGCUAGUAGUAACAUUGUGGCCGAGGAGAGCCAGGAAUCAAGCGCAGGAGAGCAGAGCCGAUCAUGA